AUGUCGGUUGAUUCAGAGGUCAAAGUAUACUGUGCUGGAUCACAAUGUGGUAAGGAGACUCAAUCGAGCUUGAAAUGUCCUAUUUGUCUUAAGUCCGGAGUUGAGUCGGCCUUCUGUAAUGAGAGCUGCUACAAGAACAAUUAUAAGGCGCACAAAGCUGUACAUCCAACAGAGAGCGGCGAGGCUUACGAUCCAUUCCCCAAGUUCAAAUAUACUGGGAAGCUGAGAGCUACGUAUCCAUUGACUCCAAAGAGAUACGUUCCCGAGGAUAUCCCACGUCCGGACUGGGCUGCAAAUGGUCUGCCCAUCAGCGAGCAACGAAACGACCGCUUGAACAGGAUCCCAACGUAUGGUAAAGAUGCUAUCAAGAAGAUCCGUAAGGCUUGUAUUUUGGGUAGAGAAGUUCUGGAUCUGGCUGCUGCUGCAGUCAGACCAGGAAUCACAACCGAUGAAUUAGACGAAAUCGUGCAUAAAGCCACUAUCGAGCGCAAGGCUUAUCCUUCGCCAUUGAACUACUACAAUUUCCCAAAAUCUGUUUGCACGUCUGUGAACGAAGUGGUGUGCCAUGGGAUCCCAGAUAAGACUGUUUUGCAGGAGGGUGAUAUUGUGAACCUGGAUGUCUCGCUGUUCUACCAAGGCUACCACGCAGAUUUGAACGAGACUUACUACGUCGGAGAGAACUGCUCGAAGCAAGCAAUCAACACUGUCGAAACGGCUCGUGAGUGCUUAAAGCAGGCCAUCAAGCAGUGCAAACCAGGUGCCACUUUUCAAGAACUCGGUGAUUACAUCGAGAAGCACGCAGCAGAGAACAAGUGUUCUGUGGUGCGCACUUAUUGCGGCCAUGGCGUCGGUGAGUACUUCCACUGCGCUCCAAACAUCCCACAUUACGCGAAGAACAAAACCCCGGGUGUCAUGAAACCAGGAAUGGUCUUUACUGUUGAGCCGAUGAUCAAUGAGGGCGUCUGGAAGGACCUUACCUGGCCUGACGAUUGGACCUCUGUGACCCAGGAUGGGAAACUAAGUGCCCAGUUCGAGCACACGCUUCUGGUGACUGAAAACGGUGUAGAAAUCCUUACUGCAAGGAACAAGAAGUCUCCAGGUGGCCCCAGACAACGUAUUAAGUAG
Molecule: messenger RNA, 1125 nt
Organism: Torulaspora delbrueckii
Lineage: Eukaryota; Fungi; Ascomycota; Saccharomycetes; Saccharomycetales; Saccharomycetaceae
Gene: MAP1
Product: methionine aminopeptidase MAP1
Exons: 1
Coding region: 1-1125 (374 amino acids)
Biological process (GO): proteolysis
Molecular function (GO): metalloaminopeptidase activity
Source: RefSeq, a predicted model, not a curated record